AUGUACUUUUCAGUGAAUUCGAGCACUUUUUCCAACCACGCCCCAGCUGACUUUGACGAUGGCUUCCUGCGUAGGAAACAACGAAGGAAUAGGACCACGUUCACUUUGCAACAGCUGGAAGCUUUGGAGGCGGUCUUUGCACAGACUCACUACCCAGAUGUGUUCACCCGCGAGGAGCUGGCCAUGAAGAUCAACUUGACCGAGGCCAGGGUGCAGGUUUGGUUUCAAAACCGCCGGGCCAAGUGGAGGAAAACGGAACGAGGCAGCGCGGAUUCGGAAGGAGGCAAAGAGCAGCUGAGCGAGGCCGCUCCUCCAGCGCGUGGCAUCAAUUCUCAGUCGCCGGUGGAGCCGAGCCGGAAACAUAAAGAACCGCUGGAUAUGCAGCAGAGUAUGAACAGGCCGGUGGGUCCCGGUGGUCCCUUCUUCCCAUCGUGUCUACCAGGGACCCUCCUCAACUCUGCCACUUAUGCUCAGGCCCUCUCUCAGGUGGCCACUUUGAAAGGUAACGCUUUGUGUUCCUGCUGUGUCUCGGACCCUAUGGGCUUGUCCUUCCUGCCUCCCUAUGGUUGCCAAGGCAACCGCACAGCCAGCGUAGCCGCCCUCCGCAUGAAGGCCCGCGAGCACUCUGAGGCCGUGCUGCAGUCGGCCAACCUGCUCGGUGGCGCCGCCACCUCGUCUGGGCCAGGCAUGGUGAGGCCCCCCGCGGGCGUUCCUACCCAGGCGGAAGCGGGAGGGACGAGAGGCGGGGAUGCCUCCAGCCCUAACCUGACCUCUAAGGUGCUUAGGGGCGGCCUUGAGAAACAACCUCACUGCUCCAAAGACGGUGCGGAGAAGAAGUGAGCAUGUGGACGCUUGUGUGACACUGAGGGCUCGUCGAAGCACAACAAUGGAGUGAGCACGAGAUUUAUUUAUUUGACUGUUUUGAAUUGUUAAUACUAUUUAUGGGGGACUUGUUGACCUCACAAAAGCACACAUUUGGAUCUGUUUUUCUGCACUCUUUGAUGGACAAAUGUAGUUAAAUCCAAUAUGAUUCAUACACUGGACACUUUUCAAGUUGAAAUGUUCGUGCUGUAAAUUAUAUGAAAAGCAGUAGAAGUUUGUUACAUUGAUUAUUUUUAUUUCUUCAGUCAUUUUUACAUUUUGACGUGUCCGAAAUUAUUCAGACCCUUUUAAGAAUCAUACUUACACUCCCAUUUGUUUUCUCUCCAUUGUCAUUACUAGCACAAUUGGUUAUUUAGAUAAUAUAAUUAGUAAUUAAUUAUUAAUAAAAUUAUUUAGAAUACUUACUUAUUGUAUAAAUUAUUUUUAAAUGAUUGACAAACUUCCUUUUGGACUAGACUUUAAACAAUAAAACAAAACAAAAACAUGUCCUACAGCCUUUUAACAUUUGUUAUUGUUAUCAUUUCCAGGGAACAAAUAUAUCACGAAUAUCUAAAUGAACAAAAUGCACGCAUGUAUGAAUCAUUUGGAAUUUAACUGUGCAGUAGAUAUAAAAAAAAAAUCUACACACCCAUCCCUGUUCAAAUGCAAUUUUGUUUUGUGAUAUAAAAGAACAGACAGGAUUAAUAAUUUUAGAACCUUUUCCACCAUUAAUAUGCAUGACAUGUACCCUAUACAACUCAAUUGUUUUUUUUUCAAGAGGAAAAAAUUAACUGGGAAGUUGUGCUUGCAUAAGUGUGCACACCCUGUUCUAACUGGGGAUGUGCUUGUGUUCAGAAUUAACAAUCAUAUUCAAAGUCAUUUGAACAGGGGUGUGUAGACUUUUUGUAUCAGCCCUGUGUGUUACUCCCAGUAAUACCUAAUGGAUAAUGUGAAUAUGUCACUUCGGUGGGCUAUGCUUACUUAUUGUGAAUGUUGAUGCAUGUGAAGAGUAACCUAAUGGCAGUGCUCUGCUGCAUUUUUUUCUGUUUCCACAAAUCAAUCAUCGUUGAUCUUGAAGUGAAAGUGCACUUUAACCUAAUAAUAUAAAAUCAGCCAUCAUCAGUGGAAGUGUGUGCGUGUUCCAGUCGAGGGGAGUUUCUCUUUUGUUAGCAUGAUUACCCACAGACAGACAGCGAACACAGCGCCACUGCUGUUGUGACAUGUUCUUUAAAACAAUUAAACAUGUAGUCGCUCAUGUUGCUCUCGCUGCAGCCAUCUGUUCUUAUCCAUUAUUUAGCAGCUCCUCUUUAAAGCCAUGAGAGCAUCGCACUGAUGUUUAUCAUUCAUUUACUUUGAGGAAUCUUCUUCUUGCCUCUUAAUAAAGCCCAUUAAAUGUGAUCAUCCCGGUGUAUUUGUGGUCCAUUCUAAGAAGAUGACGUCUCAUCACAGCCAGUGUAUACUGUAUUAAUUAAUAUUAUUAUUUGAU
This is a messenger RNA of Syngnathus typhle (broad-nosed pipefish), 2347 nucleotides long. It is a transcript of the gene drgx, whose product is annotated as dorsal root ganglia homeobox. Gene Ontology annotation, biological process: regulation of transcription by RNA polymerase II. Gene Ontology annotation, molecular function: DNA-binding transcription factor activity, RNA polymerase II-specific; RNA polymerase II transcription regulatory region sequence-specific DNA binding. The transcript is spliced from 5 exons. The coding region runs from base 1 to 840 and encodes 279 amino acids. The record is from RefSeq and is a predicted model, not a curated record. NCBI's taxonomy places the organism in Eukaryota, Metazoa, Chordata, Actinopteri, Syngnathiformes, Syngnathidae.